Chiloscyllium plagiosum (whitespotted bambooshark) is the source of this 387-nucleotide messenger RNA. RefSeq names its product A-kinase anchor protein inhibitor 1-like. NCBI's taxonomy places the organism in Eukaryota, Metazoa, Chordata, Chondrichthyes, Orectolobiformes, Hemiscylliidae. The record is from RefSeq and is a predicted model, not a curated record.
AGGUCAACUUGUACAAAGAUAUAUACUGUAUACACAUUUAUCCCGUCUAUAUCAUGGUGUUUGUUGUAGGUGACAAACCUGAGAAUGAACCGCAGGAACAGGAGCUGUGGACUAUCAGCAAGCAGCUGGUGGAAAAGGUCAUUCUCCAAGCUGUGCAACAGUAUUCCCAGGAGAGGAAACAUAGAGAGAAGAAAACAGAAGCAAAAAGAGAUUUGCGUCUGCAGGUAUCAAACUGUUCUGAGCAACAGGAAAGGAAGAAAUGAAAAGCAGAAAGCGCUCAAAUAUUCCCUGUGGCUAACAAUGUGUUUCUGUAUCAAGGUGUGAAUAAUAAACAUCAGGAUAACUACGCUCUUCAAGAUAACAGAUAUAUAGCUAUUUUCAAUAUUG